CCACCCCUCUUUCUCUUGUCGAAUUACCGCACAUCUAUUUUCUUCUCACUGUCUAUACUUCUCUCGCCCGCACUUAUAUUAUAGCCAUUAUUGUCCGGACUUCCUGCCAAACCAAAUAGAACAGACGCCCAUUAGCAGUCACCGCGCAGUAGACGCUCAGAACUGGUUCUUCUCCACAUACAAACACGAUGAUUAACCCUCGGCUAGUGCGCAUGGUAGUGCUGGCGCUGGGCCUGACUGUGAUGCUGGUCGGGUUCCGCUCCACGCCUGAGAUCAUGAAGCAGCACGGCCCGUGGUCAGGCGCUGACAACUGGGCUAAAGUCACUGACCGCACGGCCGAGCCGCCACCGGCACCCACAGGCAACAGCACGGCUAGGCGACAGCGAGCUUGCUGCGUGCCGGCCCUAGUUGCACUGGACUUUACUGACGAGUUCAAGCGGAAGGUGAAGGCAAUCACAACCGCACCUGUGUACUUUGGCAAGGUGCCGUCGUCGCACUGGGGCCUGUCGCCGUACGUCGAGGAGCAAAAAGUCAAGGAGGCGCUCGAGUACAACAAGGACCGGUAUCUCUACGGCGGCAGCUUCAGCUACCGCGAGAUGUGCCGGUACCAGUCCGGAUUCAUCUACAAGCACCCGCUGCUGGCCAACCUCGACUACUACUGGCGGAUCGAACCGGAUGUCAGCUAUUUCUGCGAUCUUACCAAGGUGUACGGGUUCACAAUCACCCCGAUGGAGAAGCGGCUCACUGUUGAGACCCUGUGGAACACGACACGCCAGUGGAUGAUUGAAAACGAGCGCCUGCUACCCGAAAAGAGCCUGAUCCACUGGGUGGUUAACGAGAAGGCAAAGUACACGCUCUGCCACUUCUGGUCUAACUUUGAGAUUGUCGACUUGUCGUUCUAUCGCAGCGAGGCGUACGAGUCGCCGGCGGGUUCUUCUACUGAGCGCUGGGGAGAUGCACCAGUGCACUCGUUUGCUGCGUCUAUGCUGCUGCGCAAAGAGCAAAUGCAUUGGUUUGAGGAUAUCGGCUACGCGCAUCCUGGCUACACGCAUUGCCCGAAUAAGGCCGAGUUGGCGCAGCGCUGUGUCUGCGAUGAAAACGACGAACUACAUGUCAGCAAUAUCUGGAAGGACCAGGCGUUGCGACUGGCACAAAACAUUCUUGACUAGAUUUAUACUUUUAAAUGCGAAUAUCUUUACCUA
This is a messenger RNA of Linderina pennispora, 1202 nucleotides long. RefSeq names its product nucleotide-diphospho-sugar transferase. Gene Ontology annotation, biological process: cell wall mannoprotein biosynthetic process; protein N-linked glycosylation. Gene Ontology annotation, molecular function: alpha-1,2-mannosyltransferase activity. Gene Ontology annotation, cellular component: membrane; Golgi apparatus. The transcript is spliced from 6 exons. The record is from RefSeq and is a predicted model, not a curated record. The coding region runs from base 189 to 1169 and encodes 326 amino acids. NCBI's taxonomy places the organism in Eukaryota, Fungi, Kickxellomycota, Kickxellomycetes, Kickxellales, Kickxellaceae.